Messenger RNA from Trifolium pratense (red clover), 1789 nucleotides. Its product is annotated as beta-amyrin 11-oxidase-like. Lineage: Eukaryota; Viridiplantae; Streptophyta; Magnoliopsida; Fabales; Fabaceae. Gene Ontology annotation, cellular component: endoplasmic reticulum. Gene Ontology annotation, molecular function: heme binding; ent-kaurenoic acid monooxygenase activity; iron ion binding. The coding region runs from base 91 to 1575 and encodes 494 amino acids. Gene Ontology annotation, biological process: sterol metabolic process; brassinosteroid biosynthetic process; multicellular organism development. The transcript is spliced from 8 exons. The record is from RefSeq and is a predicted model, not a curated record.
AUAAAAAAAAAAAUUCAAUAAUUCACAACGUCUCUCUUCCAAGGCUAUAUAUAAUGAGCAAAUGAACUAGAUACAUUCAACUAUUCACAUAUGGACAUACACAUACAAUAUUGUGUUUGGACAUUUGCUACUUUGUUAGCAUGCUAUUUUUAUGUGAACAUUUUUGUGUGGAGAUUGAAUGAAUGGUAUUAUAAUAUGAAACUAAGAAAGAAACAAUACCCUCUUCCUCCUGGUCAUUUGGGAUGGCCUCUUAUUGGCAAUAUGAUAGCCUUUGUUAGAGAUUUCAAAUCUGGUCGUCCUGAUUCAUUCAUCAACAACCUUAUUUCCAGAUAUGGACGAACCGGUAUCUACAAGUCACACUUAUUUGGGAGUCCAAGCAUCAUCAUUAGUGAUGCUGAUAUGUGUAGGCGAGUGCUAACAAAUGAUGAGAAUUUUAAAACCGGUUAUCCAAAAUCCACUCUUAAAUUGAUUAAAUGUACUAAAUCCUAUUGGAGUUCUUCUAGAGAAAACCAAAAGCGGUUUAAACGUCUAAUAACCUCAGUUCUUAUGGGUCACAAUACAUUAGAAAUGUACCUAACUCGCAUGGAGGACAUAGUGAUUAAUUCUUUGGAGGAACUUUCUAGUAUGAGUCACCCGGUUGAUUUUCUCAAAGAGAUGAAAAAUAUUUCCUUUGAUAUCAUCAUUGAAAUUUUCAUUGGCUCUUACAAUCAACACAUAGUUACCAAAAUAGGGAAUUCUUUCACUGAAAUUUAUAGUGCUUUGUGGUCUAUGCCCAUUAACUUUCCUGGUUUUGCUUUUCAUAAAGGACUUCUGGCACGUGAGAAGUUGGCCAAAUUAGUACAACCUAUUGUAGAAGAAAGGAGGUUGAUGAAAAGAAAUGGUGACAAAAAAGAUUUACUUGAUAUUUUUUUGGAGUUGAGGGAUGAAGAAGAUGGUUGGAAACCAGAGGAUGAGGACAUUGCUGACAUGAUGAUAGGAUUUGUACUUGCUGGUCAUGAAACCAUAGCAAAUGCUAUGAUGUGGUCAAUUAUAUAUCUUACAAAAAAUCCACAUGUCUUGAAAAAAGCAAAGGAAGAGCAGGAGGAAAUUAUAAAGAAAAGACUGCCCACACAAAAACAAUCAAAUCUUAAGGAGAUUAAGCAAAUGGUUUAUCUUUCUCAUAUAAUCAACGAAGUGUUACGACUUGUCUCUAUGAACUUUGCAAAUUUUCGGGAGGCAACUAGAGAUGUUAAUAUCAAUGGUUAUAUAAUACCAAAAGGAUGGAAAGUUCUCGCUUGGGCAAGAGCUGUUCAUAUGGAUCCUACAUAUUAUUCAAAUCCAGAUGAAUUUAAUCCAUCCAGAUGGAAUGAUCACAAUGCCAAAGUUGGGACCUUUUUUCCUUUUGGAGCUGGAAGUAUGCACUGUCCUGGGAGUGACUUGACAAAAAUUCAAAUUUCCAUAUUUCUACAUCACUUUCUUCUCAAUUACAAGUUGGAGCGAGUAAACCCAGAAUGUCCUAUUACUUACUUACCAUCAUCCAAGCCCAAAGACAAUUGCCUUGCUAAGGUGAUAAAGGUCUCAAGCGUUGGUGCAUAAUUAUCUGUUAUUGGAAUUAAGUUUAAGUUGACUAUUGUUCUCUUGUAAACUUUUAAUUUCACCGAUUAUAUAUAAUCUCUAUUUCGUUAUGUUGAAGAUUUAUUUGUAUGUUUAAUGCGCUUUUUCAAUGUAAAAUUUCGAAAGAGCAAGACAUAGUAUUUUUAUCUAAGAGACAUGGAAUAAAUUCAUCUAUGAAACUUAAUAGAUAGACAUA